AGUAUUUGGUAUUCCACCAUGGAAUUGAAUCAUCCUCUGUUCUUCUCUCCUCUCUUCAUGUUUCCAACAUCUGUAUUUUUCAACUUCUAUUCUCUUUCUUCUUAAUGCUUCUAACUUUCAACAUCCAAUUCAGAGCCAUUCUUUAAUGGACUAAUGUACACAGCUUUCUCAUAUCUACCACACUUGUUCAUUUAUCUUCUGUUCCUUUUUUUGUAAUGGCUACUGGGUUUUCUUCUACUAUUGCCAUUGUUGUCUUUCUUCUCUGUUUCUGUGUUUCUAAUGUUGUUUUACAAAGAACAGAGGAGUACCCAGAAAGACAAAUCUUGUUUUCUUUCAGGAGUUCUCUUGAAAAUCCUUAUCUUUUGUCUACAUGGACCCCCACAAUUUCACAUUGCAAAUGGGAUGGUGUUUUCUGCCAAAAUGGUCAAGUUGUUUCCCUUAUUCUUUCUUCUUUGUCGCUCAAAGGGCCUAUUUCACCCCACAUUGCUUCAUUGAAGAGUUUGAAAGUGUUGGAUUUGAGUAAUAACCAGUUGUCUGGUGAGUUACCAAUUCAUCUCAGUGAACUUUCUCUGUUAGAAACAAUUAAACUUGGUUCUAACUGUCUUACUGGAGAAAUACCGCCGGAGUUUGGACGGUUGACGGAGAUGAAGUUACUUGACCUUUCAGGCAAUGCACUGACCGGAAAAAUUCCAGCCCAACUUGGUCACCUUACUAAGCUACAAGUUUUGGCACUUGGAAAUAACCUUCUUUCUGGUUCUUUAUCUGCAACACUUUUUACAAAGCUUCAAUCUUUAACUUCUUUUGAUGUUUCUAAUAACACCCUUUCUGGUAUUAUUCCACCUGAAAUUGGGGAAUUGAGAAGCCUUACUGAUCUUUACAUUGGGGAAAACAGAUUCUCUGGCCAUUUGCCAGCAGAAAUUGGUGAACUUUCAAGACUCGAGAUUUUCUUGGCUCCUUCAUGUUUACUUGAAGGUCCAUUGCCUGAAUCCAUCUCAAAGUUGAAAUCUUUGAAAAGAUUUGACCUUUCUUAUAACCCAUUGAAGUGUUCAAUCCCAAAAGCUAUAGGUAGUCUUGAGAAUUUGACUAUACUGAACCUUGCUUACUCUGAGAUCAAUGGUUCAAUACCUUCUGAGCUUGGAAAGUGUAGAAACUUGGUGUCUGUAAUGCUUUCUUUUAACUCACUCUCUGGGUCUUUGCCUGAAGAACUUGCAGAGUUGCCUGUUCUAUCCUUUUCUGCAGAAAACAAUCAGCUUUCUGGUGCAUUGCCUUCUUGGAUUGGAAAAUGGACACAAAUGGAUUCAUUGUUGCUUUCGAGUAACCGGUUUUCUGGGAAAAUUCCUGCUGAGAUUGGGAAUUGUUCUAUGUUGAGUCAUAUUAGUUUGAGCAAUAACUUACUGACUGGUCCAAUACCUAAGGAGCUUUGCAAUGCCGUGGCACUCGCGGAUAUUGAGCUUGGCAAUAACUUUCUCACAGGCACCAUUGAUGACACAUUUGUCAAGUGUGGCAAUCUGAGUCAGUUGGGAUUAAUGGAUAAUAGUAUUGCUGGGAUGAUUCCGGAGUAUCUAUCACAGCUUCCUUUGGUGGUUCUUGAUUUGGAUUCCAACAAUUUGACAGGUCCAAUUCCGGUGAGUCUCUGGAAUUCGACUUAUAUGUUGGCUUUUUCUGCUGCGAAUAACCGGUUAUGGGGUACUCUACCGGUGGAGAUUGGCAAUGCUGUGUCAUUGCAGAGUCUUGUUCUUAGUAACAAUCAGAUAACUGGUGUCAUUCCUAAGGAGAUUGGUAAUUUAACCUCUCUUUCAGUGUUGAACUUGAAUUCCAAUCUUCUUGAAGGGUAUAUUCCUGAUGAGUUGGGUGAUUGUGUCUCUCUUACAACAUUGAAUAUUGGGAAUAACAGGCUGCGUGGGUUGAUACCGGAGACACUGGGGCAUCUGCCUCAGUUACAGUGUUUAGUCCUUUCACACAAUGAUCUUAGUGGUGCUAUUCCUUCUAAGAUUUCCAAGUAUUACCGGCAAGUUAGUAUCCCUGAUUCGAGUUAUGUGCAGCAUCAUGGAGUUUAUGAUCUGUCUCACAACAAAUUGUCUGGCUCAAUACCUGAAGAGCUAGGGAGUUGUGUUGUUAUAGUGGAUCUUUUGCUCAGCAAUAACAUGCUAUCUGGAGAGAUACCACGAUCACUCGCCCACCUGGUGAACCUCACUACGUUAGACUUAACCGGGAAUUUGUUAACAGGCACCAUUCCAAAGGAAUUUGGCAACUCACAUAAGCUGCAAGGAUUUUAUCUGGGGAAUAACCAGCUUACAGGAUCAAUCCCUGAAAGCAUUGGCCAAGUAAAUAGUUUGGUGAAGCUGAAUUUGACAGGGAACAUGCUUUCAGGUCCAAUACCCUCAAGUUUUGGGAAGUUAAAUGGGAUGACUCACUUAGAUUUGAGCUCAAAUAUACUUGACGGUGAACUUCCUCAGUCGCUUUCCAGGAUGGUAAACCUUGUUGGCCUUUAUGUUCAGCAGAACAGGCUUUCGAGCGGUCUAGAUAAGCUAUUCUCAAACUCUGCAGCAUGGAGACUUGAGAUUAUUAAUUUGGGUACUAACUCCUUCACUGGAGACUUGCCACCAUCAUUGGGCAACUUGUCGUAUUUGACGUUUCUUGAUCUCCAUGCAAACAGUUUAACUGGUGAAAUUCCAGUUGAGCUAGGAAAUCUUGUGCAACUUGAGUAUUUGGAUGUCUCAGGUAACAGUCUCUCUGGCCAAAUUCCCGAAACAAUAUGUGCCCUUCCCAAUUUAGAUAUACUAAAUUUUACGGAUAACAAACUGAAAGGAGCUAUACCGAGGAAUGGAAUUUGCCAGAAUCUUUCAAAAGUUUCAGUGGCUGGGAACAAAGAUCUCUGCGGGGGGAUCGUGGCUCUAAAAUGCCCUGCCAAUAGUUUUGUUAAAAGAUCAUUGUUGUUUAAUGUCUGGGGAAUCUUAUCAGUGGUGGCUGGGACUAUACUUAUCACUCUUACUAUUGUCAUUGUGAUAAGGAUAUGGGUUAAUAGAAGCAGCAGAAAGAGUGAUCCCGAGGAGGCCGAGGAUAGCAAACUUGACAGUGAUGAUCAGCACCUUUAUUUCUUAGGCAGCAGCAAGUCGAAAGAGCCUCUUAGCAUCAAUGUGGCCAUGUUUGAGCAGCCUCUUCUCAAGCUGACCUUGGUUGAUCUUCUUGAAGCCACCAACAACUUUUGCAAGACUAAAAUUGUUGGUGAUGGAGGGUUUGGAACUGUCUAUAAGGCUACUUUACCUAAUGCUAAGACAGUUGCAGUUAAGAAGCUAAACCAAGCAAAAACUCAGGGUCACCGCGAAUUUUUAGCUGAAAUGGAAACUCUAGGCAAAGUGAAACAUCGAAAUCUUGUUCCUUUGCUUGGGUACUGUUCUUAUGGUGAGGACAAAGUGCUUGUUUACGAGUAUAUGGUUAACGGGAGCUUGGACCAUUGGCUGAGAAACCGUACUGGAACACUUGAUGUGCUGGAUUGGAGCAAACGACUUAAGAUUGCUGUAGGUGCUGCUCGUGGUUUGGCAUUUCUUCAUCAUGGAUUCACACCACACAUUAUUCACAGGGACAUUAAACCAAGUAACAUCUUGCUCAACGAAGACUUUGAGGCCAAAGUUGCAGAUUUUGGGUUGGCAAGGUUGAUCAGCGCCUGUGAGACGCAUGUAAGCACUGAUAUUGCUGGUACAUUCGGUUACAUUCCUCCCGAGUAUGGGCAGACAUGGCAGUCUACAACAAAAGGAGAUGUUUAUUCUUUCGGAGUGAUCCUUCUUGAAUUGCUGACAGGGAAAGAGCCAACAGGACCGGAUUUCAAAGAUGUCGAAGGUGGAAACUUGGUUGGUUGGGUACUCCAGAAGAUCAAGAAAGGUCAUUCAGCUGAUGUUCUUGAUCCAACAAUACUUGAUGCAGAUUCAAAGCAGAUGAUGCUUCAGACAUUACAGAUUGCUGCAAUAUGUCUCUCUGAUAAUCCGGCUAAUCGCCCGUCUAUGCUCCAUGUCUUCAAGUUCUUGAAAGGAAUCAAUGGGGAAUAAAUCAUCACUCUGUUAUCUCAUAUGUCUAGUUUUAUCUUUUAAUCUUGUUAUUGUUAUUAAGCAUAUGUUAAUAA
Molecule: messenger RNA, 4117 nt
Organism: Solanum verrucosum
Lineage: Eukaryota; Viridiplantae; Streptophyta; Magnoliopsida; Solanales; Solanaceae
Product: leucine-rich repeat receptor protein kinase EMS1
Exons: 1
Coding region: 216-4043 (1275 amino acids)
Biological process (GO): protein phosphorylation
Molecular function (GO): protein binding; ATP binding; protein kinase activity
Source: RefSeq, a predicted model, not a curated record